Molecule: messenger RNA, 735 nt
Organism: Schistosoma intercalatum
Lineage: Eukaryota; Metazoa; Platyhelminthes; Trematoda; Strigeidida; Schistosomatidae
Source: the annotation of a GenBank genome assembly
AUGAUUGUUGAAUUACAAAAGAGAGCACUACCUCCAGACGUUUAUUUUUCGGAAACGCAUUCGGAUAACUCAGAUAAGGUAUUGAAUAUUGAAACCGCCAACAUAAGUAAGUUAGAACUUGUCAGACUACCUACUUCUAGUGUAACAUUAGCAAUACGGGGAACUAUUUCAACCAUGUCAAAUAUUUUAAGAGGUCUUGAUAUAUCUACACUUACCCAUCAAUCGUUGAAAGACAUGGGCAAUCAACUGUUCAACUCAUGUCAAUAUAACGAAGCAGUUCAAUGCUAUACACAUGCAAUCACCCAACAACCAAAUAUUUCUUCGUAUUAUUCAAACAGAGCGUUGUGUUAUAUUCAAAUGCAAGAUUAUUCAAAAGUUUUAUCUGAUUGCAGGGGAACUAUUUCAACCAUGUCAAAUAUUUUAAGAGGUCUUGAUAUAUCUACACUUACCCAUCAAUCGUUGAAAGACAUGGGCAAUCAACUGUUCAACUCAUGUCAAUAUAACGAAGCAGUUCAAUGCUAUACACAUGCAAUCACCCAACAACCAAAUAUUUCUUCGUAUUAUUCAAACAGAGCGUUGUGUUAUAUUCAAAUGCAAGAUUAUUCAAAAGUUUUAUCUGAUUGCAGACAGCCUUUAAAACCAGUGUCAGACAUUUGUAUCAUGAAUAUUUCCUACAAAAAAACAACGGAAACUGGCAACUGUGGUAAGAUGAAAGUACCUGAUGUGAAUGAAUGA